UUCACAGUCGCCAUAGUUUUGGUUUAAUUUUCACAAGACAAGUGAAAUUUUUUGCACAGUUGUACGUGAAGCGUCUUUCUAUUUAAUAAUUAAAAAUAAUAAAUAAUCACUAAAGGUGCGAAGCAAUAAAUAUAUUAAUAACCUACAGUUAAUUAUUCUUCACAAAUUACAAAAAUGAGGCGUAAAAGUGAAAGAAAUAAAUCAAAAUCGUCGCCAGAAAAAAAAGUGGAGAAACCGACACGAAAAUCUACACGGAGACGUGCCAAAAGAUCACCAUCGUCGUCCCCAGAGCGCGAAAACAGCAACGACGUAGAUACAUUGACGAGCAGUGAUAAGGAACCAACAAUGGCUUACAAAACGCGGCUACAUGCCAGCGCAAAAGACCGCGAUAACGUAGAGAACGUUGUCGAAGAACCGGAGAAAGUAUCCUCAACGGACACAUCAGUGGUAGCCAAGCAGCAGCAGCAGGUCGAUGAAGAGAUUGAAGACGGCGGGUCUGUCUGGAAAGCAGCUCGUGCUGACGCGUCCCCCGGUGAGAUACCAAAGCUUAAAUUAUGCAGACAGAGAAACUUGUCCGAGACCUCGGACGUGUCGUUAAGCAGGAAAAGAUCGAGCAAGUGGCAGGAGAGCGGCAGUGAGGGUAUUGCUGAGGAGGCUGAUUCGGCUGAUGAAAAGCCAGCAACGUCGUCGUCGUCCUCUUCUCACAAGACGAUGACAACGACAACGCUUGGUGGCGAUGAACCAGCUGAUGAUCCCUCGUCAACGAUUCCUGCUCGGGACUCCGGCGAAGAGGUAAGUGAUUGCAAGGAGUUCCCGUCUGAAAAUGCUUCGACCGAAUUGUCUGACGAUAAACAAAACAUAGAUAGACCACCGCUUGGUGACACGGUUCACGAUCAGACCAAUGAUGAGUCUACGAAUACCAGUUGUAUCAAUAACGAUACCAUUGUCAGUGAGGCCAGUAUUCCUGCUGAUGACACUACAACGGAUCAUUCCAAGACUGAUUGUUGCGUCGAGACAACAACUACUGAGGAAGUUAUUCAAUCUCAAGAAGAAAAAGUUCCUGAGGAGAAUCAAGAUGUAGCUCCAAAUCCGGAAAAUCCAGAAGUUGAGGUUAAAGUUGAAGAAGCCGAGGUUAAAAUUGAAGAAGCCGAGGCUAAAGUAGAAGAAGCCGAGAUUAAAGUAGAAGCAUGUACAGAAGUUGAAAAGUUGUCUACAGACAAAGAAUUAGAUGAGGAAAAAGUAACAGAGAGUGAAGAAACUAUUACAGAGGUUGAAAAACCUGUUGAAGAAAUUAAACCAGUUGAAGAAAUUGAUGUUAAAAAAGAAAAUGAAAAAAUUGUUACUGAAGAAGAGGUAGAAAGUAAAGAAGUUGAUAAUGAUAAAAAAGAAUCUGGAGAGGAGAAGGAGAAGGAGAAGGAAAAGGAAGAGGAUAAGGAAAAAAAUGAGUUGGUAAAGGAAGAAGCUCGGAAAGAUACCAGCAGUGAAGAUGAGCGAGAGAAGAAAAAAGAUAGGUCCAGGUCAACGUCUAAUGACGAGGAGUCGAAAGAAAAUGUCAAGAGGAUGCGAAGAACUACUCGUAGGAAGCAUCGCGACAAGUACCGGGACUCGUCGAACUCUGACACAGCGGAAUCUGACGAUGAAGGUGUGAGGAAGAGUGAUAAGGAAGAGGAGGGACUUAAAUUAGAAGCUACUCCGGAGAAGUCGCCGUUUGCUCAAGAAGCGACUGAGGCUACGGAUCGUUCUUCCGAGACUGAGAUCGUUUUGACUCAUCAAAAUGACAGCAUUGCUGAAAUGGAUAUUGAUGAGGUACAGAAUGAUGCUAAUGAGCCUAACACUCCUCCACCAGAGAAGUCUCAAGUCAGCGCAGCGCCGGCUUCUGUAAAACCGAACAAAGUUAAUUUAAAACGAUCAUUUACCCGCGUUGUGGGAGAGAAAACAGAGAAAAAAGAAGUUGAUAAAAAUGAUGCCAGUCAUAAUAAGGAAAAUCACGUUAGCGGUGAUCAAGUGGAGGGAUCUAUCAUUCCAAAAAGACGUCGCUGGGGUACACUAAGUACUGAUACACCACCUACUCUUUCAAUAUCCACAGAUUCUCUUAAGGCUUUAGUACCUGGAGCGAAACCACUGCCUAUGAGUGAAGUACGUUUGUCCAAAGAUGACGAUGAGGAACGUGACCGCCGUAAGGAGAAGGAAAAGCGUCAUAGCGCGAACGAGGGGCCUGUGGAGAAGAAGAAGGACGAUGCAGAGACAACAAAAGUUGAACCCGCUAAAUCUGAUAAUCACAUAGCUGCUAGACGAAAAAUUUCAAUUGUCAAGGAUUUACCAACAAAAUCACCUAGUCCAUUACCCGCACAGCCGACUAAUGUAUUAUUGAUUAAAAAUUUAGUAAGACCAUUUACAUUGAACCAAAUAAGAGAAUUGUUGUCACGUACCGGAACUAUAGUUGAAAAUGGUUUUUGGAUGGAUAGAAUUAAAUCUAAAUGUUUUGUAGAGUAUUCAAAUGAAGAUCAAGCAUUUGAGACCAGACAAGCACUUCACGGAAUUUCCUGGCCUCUUUCAAACCCUAAAAAGCUCCAAGUAGAGUACGCGACAAAAGAAGACAUGGAACAGGCGCGAGAAUCAUCAAAAGAUCAAGUUCCGCCGCGUAAAACAGAAGCGAUGACCGCGGCAGACGCUUGGCAACCAGAAUGGGGUCGCGAGGAAAAAACCAAUUCCGCGGCUAAGGUAACAGUAGUGCGAGAAUGGGACUUAGGUAAGGAGGAUGGACAUCAUCUGAUGAAGGAAAAGGACCGUGAAAAGAAGGAAAUUGAGAAGAAAAGACGACAGAGGAGUCACAGUCCAGCAGCUAAUCAACACUUACCCGCCCCAGCGAGGAAGUUUAAGAAAAAAGAAGACGACCCGCCUCCAGCGAAAUUGCUCGAUGAUCUUUUUAGGAAGACUAAGGCUACACCGUGCAUAUAUUGGCUACCGCUCACUAAUGAGCAGAUUGUUGUGAAAGAAGAAAUGCGACGGCAACACAUGGCUGAGCACGCGCGUAGAUUGGAAGAGAUGAGACGCGCUGAGAGAAAUCGCGAUAGUCGCCGUCGACGUAGCCCAAGAAAAUAAAUAUACCCUUCCUUAUCUUACUCUUUCCUAUUUUCUCUUUCACUCAAUUAAUCUGUCUAUUUUUACUAUUAUUAUUUUUCAUCGACAUCUUGCUAAUUUAUCUAUAAUAUCUAAUAUAUAAUCAGUAAUCAAUAAUUAUCAGUACGCGCUUAAAAAAUUAAUAAAUAAAAGCUUAUUUUUUUUUUUUAAAUUAAUAUUUUUUAAUUAACGCGGUCUAAAAGCAUCCUUGCCUUACUUGUUUAAAAAUACCCGUUUUAAUUAACUGCUUUCAUUGAAAAUUAAUUACCCGUGCAAUAAUCAAAUUUACUUUUCCAGUUAAUUAUUUCCUCCUUAUGGAUACUUAAAAAAUUAAAUAAUUACAACAGUCGGGUACUGGUCGUUGAAAUAGUGGGAGUUGCAAGCACAUGUCUGCAUGCGGUUUAACACACCAUCCUGAACGUCCCUGAACUAAUAUCCUGUCCUGAGUUUCUUUAGCAUUAAAUCGUGAUUCUUACAGGUCCACAAACGUUCACUGAACUCACAUCGGGCCGGUAGUUAAGUGAUUGAUUGAUUCAUUCAUUCAAAUGUUUGCGAUUAUUCGCAAUAAGGAUUGCAGAUAUUGAUUUUGGCGAUUCUCGUCAUGAAGUCAGGACACAACGUGGGACUUUUUAAUAAUGACAAUGUUGAUGAAUAUAUUUAGCACGUAGCAUCAUUGUUUUGUGCUAUAAAUAAUGAUUAAAUUAACAAUUACAAAUAGCAAUUAAGCUAGAUAAUUAUACUGAGUUUUAUAAAAUCAAAUCAAAGUUUUCUUUGAUGAUGUCAUUAUAAAUAUAAAUAUAUAAUUAUUUAAGCUGAUAAAUAUUAAGUAAAACUCAAGGUUUAUACAAUUUUUAAUCAGCAGGAAUUUAUAACUGGCAAUAACUUAAAAAAAAAAAAUAGUAGUAAUAUAAAAUAAAAUAUAAAAGAAGUCAACAAUUAUUUUAUUUACGACUUCAAUGGAUUAAUUUAAUUGUUUUUGUUUCUUAACAUUGGACAGCGAAUAAAAUUCUGAAUUUAUAAAUAUUAUUGCUCGUAGUGGUAAAUAAACAAUAAGUUAGUUUGUAUCAAGUGUAAAUUAAUAUCAUUGUUUUUUCACUAUUUUAUCGUUGAAUUAAUUUUUGUUACACUAAAUCUUAUAUUAUUUGAAAAUAAUAAUAAAAUUCUCGUUAAUAAUUAAGUGGUACAUAACCUGCUGUACAUAACUGUCCGAUGUACUGAAAAAUGUGUAGAAUUAUCUAUCAAUGAAUAAACAAAAAAAAAAUUAAAUUUA
Molecule: messenger RNA, 4390 nt
Organism: Cotesia glomerata
Lineage: Eukaryota; Metazoa; Arthropoda; Insecta; Hymenoptera; Braconidae
Gene: Acn
Product: apoptotic chromatin condensation inducer in the nucleus-like
Exons: 9
Coding region: 175-3102 (975 amino acids)
Molecular function (GO): RNA binding
Source: RefSeq, a predicted model, not a curated record